This is a messenger RNA of Pyricularia oryzae 70-15, 1773 nucleotides long. RefSeq lists its product as uncharacterized. NCBI's taxonomy places the organism in Eukaryota, Fungi, Ascomycota, Sordariomycetes, Magnaporthales, Pyriculariaceae. The record is from RefSeq and is a predicted model, not a curated record. The transcript has a single exon. Bases 46 to 1254 code for a protein of 402 amino acids.
GGCCUUCAAUAACAGGGAUGCUGAGCGAUUACAUACGAAGGAUCAAUGAUGACAUCGAUUGAUGCGCCUGGUCGCCUCUCAAAAAUACCUUGCCUACUCCGUAUCUCUGCCUCAAAUAACCUCAUCCACAGAGCAUAUCAAAAUAAGGACCCUGAUACAAUGGAUGAACAGAAUUCUGUAACCCCCCAGCCCCGGGAAGUUUUCAACAGCUCAAACCGGGAUCAGUGGAGAGCCGCACUUGUGGCCCAAGAACCGGUGCUGAUCCACUUGAAUGCCGACACCACAUGGCUACUCCAAAUCCCUUAUCCUCACAAUGCCGAGAAUCCAUAUGGACGAUCACAUUUCAACAUACUGAUUGAUCCAUGGCUACAAGGACCCCAGUCGGACGUAGCGUCCUGGUUCUCUACCCAGUGGCACGUCGUGGAGCCUAGCGUGGCCACCAUAGCUGCACUAAACAAAGUACUGGGCGAGCUUGACGAGGCUGCCAACCUGUUGCGAAAUGAUUCAAGUUCCGGCAAGGCUGACACUACGACGGACAAGAACAAAAAGGCGAGACCAAACAGUUGGUUCAUCGACGCAGUCGUCAUCUCGCACGAGUUCACCGAUCAUUGCCACCGGGCGACCCUGGAGGAGCUACCCAAAAGCACUCCAGUGAUCGCUGGGGAUGAAGCCGCAAAGCUGAUUCAGUCAUGGGAUCACUUCGACGAGGUCAUCACGACGCCUCCAUUCUCGAGCCAAUCAGCAUCAUGGCAGGAAGCGAUGGCUGACUGUCAUCCCAUACUCCCCAAGUGGCUGGGUAUUGGACGGGUCGUGACAGCUGGCAACGCGCUUUAUUACCACUCGGCAGUGAUCGUUGCUUUUGGCUCAGAGACGCAAGCCGAGGCGGUCCUGUAUUCGCCACAUGGCAUCGACGCCCAAGAUCUCGCUUUCCUGCCAAAGUCAGGAUUGAAGACCCUGGCACUAUUGCAUGGGCUACAUGACGUGCGGAUAUGGAUGACAAAACAACUCAAUCUGGGCGCGCUGAAUGGGCUCCGCGUCGUCAGGGCCUGUGGUGCUAAAUACUGGGUUGCAACUCACGACGAGGUUAAACGCGGGGGAGGCUUGAUAAGUUGGAUGCUGCAGAGGACAGUAUACUCCCUCAAAGAUGCAGUCAAGGCAGAGGAGGCGAGGAUCAAGGCGGAUGCUGAUCAGGAGGAUGUAGGGAGUUAUCAAUUCCUCGAGCUGGGAUCGGGCGGUGCGAUUGUCCUGGCGUAAUCAGCGACGGGCGAGAAAUGGGUAGGUGGCAGCUAAGCAAUUAUGAUUAUGAUGCAAUCGUACGGAUACAAACGGUUUGGAUCCACAUGCUAGCUCGAAUCGAAUCGGGAGCGAGCCAAGGCGAUAAAAUAGUGGUGCCAUUGUCAUAGCUCUCAAGCUUCUCGCUGUUGGACGAGCUCAUGUUGGGUGGCUUGAGAUGGAGACGGGCCGCAUUUGUAGCGUGCUCGGUUCGGGUGGUUGACUGGGCGCUGAUUUUCUUUUGGUGUUUUGGUAUUUUUAUUUGGAUCGAUCUCGGCGAGUUUAAAGCAAGGGUGGUUCGAUUUGGGCAAGGAUAAUUCGAAUGGAAAUUUAAUGUCGAAUUACGUGAGAAAGUCUCUUCAGCCAGACAAACAGCAGUGUGCCGUGAGGUUUUUUUCUCAUCUAGGUACAUUAGGUAGGUACAUAAGCUACCUAUAUAGACACAUGUUUAGGUGCAUAUUGAUUUGACUAGAACUGCGUGCAGAAUAUAUCACUGUACAG